This is a messenger RNA of Drosophila busckii, 1243 nucleotides long. It is a transcript of the gene Or85d, whose product is annotated as putative odorant receptor 85d. Lineage: Eukaryota; Metazoa; Arthropoda; Insecta; Diptera; Drosophilidae. Gene Ontology annotation, molecular function: olfactory receptor activity; odorant binding. Gene Ontology annotation, cellular component: plasma membrane. The transcript is spliced from 3 exons. The record is from RefSeq and is a predicted model, not a curated record. Gene Ontology annotation, biological process: detection of chemical stimulus involved in sensory perception of smell; sensory perception of smell. Bases 1 to 1230 code for a protein of 409 amino acids.
AUGGCAACUACUAGCAGCAGUUCUGAAGCAAGCAAGCCGCAGAUUAUAAAGUUAAAGGACUUUUUUGUGUAUAGCAACAUACUGCAUCUGACAAUUGGCAUGAAGGCGUACGCAACCGAAACUCAGCUGACCAAGUGGCGCUCAAUGCUGCUGCAUGCCUCGUUUAUCAGUCAGCUAAUUAUACUCAAUAUUGUGCUUUUGGGUCAAAUUUUGUUUGUGAUUGUGGCCAUUAAUAAUGGCAGUAACUUUGUUGAGGCUACCUUGAAUAUCGCCAUAUUCUCGUUCGGCAUUGUGGGCAAUGUAAAGAUCGCUUACAUCUAUAUGCAGCAUGCACACAUAAGCAGCGUUGUGGACUGUCUGCAAGAGUUGCAUCCACAAACUUUGGAGCUGCAAGUGGAGUACAGGGUGGAGCACUACCUACGCAGCUUUACGGGCAUGUGCAAAUUUUACUGCGGCAUGCACUUGAUACUCGCUUGGACCUACAACUUGUACUGGGCGGUCUACUAUCUGAUUAUGGACUUGUGGCUAGGCAAGGUCAGCUAUGUGCGCAUGCUGCCCUAUUACAGCUGGACACCCUGGGACUACCAACAUAACUGGAGCUACUAUCCCACAUACAUAGCGCAAAAUCUGGCGGCUCAAUACUGUUUCGCUGGCCAACUGGCAACGGAUAUGCUGCUGCUGGCUCUGGCCACGCUUAUGGUAAUGCACUUUGAGCGCUUGGGCCUGCGGCUGGAGCAGCAUGUGGCAGGUGUCUGUGCCAAGCGUGACAUACGCUUUCUUCAAAGCUGCAUUGCUUAUCAUCAGCGUUUGCUGCUGCUAUGCGAGGAUAUUAAUAAGAUUUUCGGCAUUUCACUCUUGUGUAAUUUUGGCAGCAGCUGUGGCAUCAUUUGCUUUGUCAUUUUUCAGCUAACCGUUGGCGGCCAGCUGGAUACUCUAUUGAUGCUGCUGCUCUUUCUCAUCUGUGCCAUGGUGCAGAUUAUUCUAAUUGGCAACCAUGCUCAACGUUUGAUCAAUGCGAGCGAGCAAAUCGGUCAAGCCAUAUAUAAUCAUGAUUGGUUCAAUGCGAAUUUGCAAUAUCGCAAGCUAAUGCUGCAAAUAAUGAUUCGUUCUCAAAGUGCCUGUUACCUCAAAGCCACCCCCUUUCUACCCAUAUCACACAUAACCGUUGCAUCUCUGUUCCAGUUAUCCUACAAGUUCUUCGCCUUGGUGCGCAGCAUGUACGCUCAGUAAUUUAAAUACGCCG